UUUUUAUCGCGAAAGCAGUUUGGGCACACUCCGUAUAUUUGUGUAUACCAAUCAGUUUUCGGUUGUGCUGGCAAAAAUAAGGAAAGAAUUUUUUUUCUGAUAUAAUCAAUGGCCACAAUCGAUGGAAGACCGGCACAAUAUGGGAUAUCACUUAAACAAUUACGCGAGCUCAUGGAGCAUCGUGGCAGGGAAGGGGUAGCAAAAAUCAGUGAAUUUGGGGGAGUUCAUGAGUUGUGCAAAAAACUAUAUACUUCUCCAAAUGAAGGAUUGAGCGGAUCGAAAGCUGAUGAAGAACAUCGACGUGAAACGUUUGGCUCCAAUGUCAUCCCACCGAAACCACCAAAAACAUUUUUAACUCUCGUCUGGGAAGCUCUGCAAGAUGUAACAUUAAUCAUCUUAGAGGUUGCAGCCUUAGUGUCACUUGGUUUAUCGUUUUAUAAACCUGCCGACGAAGACGCUCCUGUACUAGAAGAGGAAGAUGAACAUCAUGGUUGGAUUGAGGGUUUGGCCAUAUUGAUAUCGGUCAUAGUCGUGGUUAUUGUUACGGCUUUCAAUGAUUAUUCCAAAGAGCGUCAAUUCCGUGGACUACAGAGCCGCAUUGAAGGCGAGCAUAAAUUCUCUGUAAUCCGCGGAGGAGAAGUAUGUCAAAUAUCAGUUGGCGACAUUCUUGUUGGUGAUAUUGCUCAGAUCAAGUAUGGUGAUCUAUUACCCGCUGAUGGUUGCCUCAUACAAAGCAAUGAUCUUAAGGUGGAUGAAUCUUCACUCACAGGUGAAUCAGAUCAGGUGAAAAAAGGUAUAGAUUGUGAUCCAAUGGUACUAUCGGGAACACACGUUAUGGAGGGCAGCGGUAAAAUGAUUGUUACAGCUGUUGGAGUAAAUUCCCAAGCUGGUAUAAUAUUCACUUUACUUGGUGCCGCUGUCGACGAACAGGAAGCUGAAAUUAAAAAAAUGAAAAAGGAAGCUAAAAAGGCGAACAAACAAAAGAACAAGAGCCAGACAGGUGAAGCCCCAACGAAAUCAACAUCUCAUGCUCCGCAAUCACAUGCCACCAAUGACGGAAUUAAAUCAGAAUCGGAUGGAAAUCAUGUUCAGCAGCAAACGUCAUCAUCCGCUGCUGAAACUGGCCACAAAAAAGAAAAAUCUGUGCUGCAGGCCAAGCUAACCAAGUUGGCAAUACAAAUUGGAUAUGCUGGUUCGACAAUUGCUGUGCUCACCGUCAUUAUUCUAAUUAUACAAUUCUGCGUUAAGACAUUUGUUAUCGAUGAUAAACCUUGGAAAAAUACUUACGCCAACAACUUGGUUAAACAUUUAAUCAUUGGUGUCACAGUAUUAGUUGUGGCAGUACCAGAAGGUCUUCCACUGGCCGUUACAUUAUCGCUGGCCUAUUCCGUCAAGAAAAUGAUGAAAGAUAAUAACUUGGUACGUCACUUAGAUGCUUGCGAGACAAUGGGUAAUGCGACAGCAAUUUGCUCAGAUAAAACUGGUACUCUUACGACAAAUCGGAUGACCGUUGUUCAAUCAUAUAUAUGUGAAAAGCUUUGUAAAGUACUGCCGACACUCAACGAUAUACCACAGCAAGUAGGCAAUUUAAUAACCAUGGGCAUAUCUGUAAACUCGGCAUAUACUUCCAACAUUAUGCCUGGCCACAAUCCCGGCGACUUGCCAAUUCAAGUGGGAAACAAGACGGAAUGUGCCCUCCUUGGAUUUGUUCAGGGCUUAGGAGUUAAAUAUCAAUCAAUUCGCGAUGAAAUACCCGAGGAUAGAUUUACUCGAGUUUACACUUUUAACUCAGUGCGUAAGAGUAUGGGCACUGUAAUACCCAGACCCAACGGUGGCUAUCGAUUGUACACAAAGGGUGCUUCAGAGAUUAUCAUGAAAAAAUGUUCAUUUAUCUACGGGCAUGAGGGUACAUUAGAGAAAUUUACACGUGACAUGCAGGAACGCUUAAUACGCGAAGUAAUUGAACCAAUGGCAUGCGAUGGAUUGCGCACAAUAUCGGUUGCUUAUCGCGAUUUUGUGCCGGGAAAGGCGGCUGUUAAUGAGGUGCACAUCGAUGGAGAACCAAAUUGGGAUGACGAAGAAAAUAUCAUGUCAAAUUUAACUUGUCUAUGUGUUGUUGGUAUUGAGGAUCCGGUACGGCCAGAAGUGCCAGACGCCAUACGAAAGUGCCAACGUGCCGGAAUCACUGUCCGAAUGGUAACUGGUGAUAACAUCAAUACAGCUCGAUCAAUUGCCAGUAAAUGUGGUAUUUUGAAACCAAACGACGACUUCCUUAUUCUAGAGGGUAAAGAGUUUAAUAGGAGAAUUCGCGAUACAAAUGGCGAUAUUCAACAACAUCUGAUUGACAAAGUUUGGCCAAAAUUGCGAGUUCUAGCCCGUUCAUCACCAACUGAUAAAUAUACGCUAGUCAAAGGUAUGAUUGACAGUACGGUGACAGACAAUCGGGAAGUUGUUGCUGUUACGGGCGAUGGUACUAACGAUGGUCCCGCAUUAAAGAAGGCCGACGUUGGUUUUGCAAUGGGUAUUGCGGGCACCGAUGUGGCUAAAGAAGCAUCAGAUAUCAUUCUCACUGAUGACAAUUUCAGUAGCAUAGUCAAGGCUGUUAUGUGGGGUCGCAAUGUCUAUGAUUCCAUAGCAAAAUUUUUGCAAUUUCAGUUGACCGUCAAUGUAGUAGCCGUCAUUGUUGCAUUUAUUGGAGCUUGUGCCGUACAGGACUCCCCUUUAAAGGCAGUGCAAAUGUUAUGGGUAAAUCUGAUUAUGGACACUCUAGCAUCACUGGCUUUAGCUACGGAAGUGCCAACGCCAGAUCUUUUACUACGUAAACCUUAUGGUCGUACUAAGCCACUUAUAUCACGCACAAUGAUGAAAAAUAUUUUGGGGCAGGCCUUAUAUCAACUUGUAAUCAUAUUUGGAUUACUUUUUGUCGGUGACAAGAUUCUGGAUAUAGAGUCUGGAAGGGAUCAAGAUCUAAACGCUGGACCAACCCAACAUUUUACUAUUAUUUUCAACACAUUUGUUAUGAUGACAUUGUUUAAUGAGAUUAACGCCCGUAAAAUCCACGGACAACGCAACGUUGUUGAAGGACUUUUUACCAAUCCCAUAUUUUAUACUAUAUGGAUAUUUACAAUGAUUUCACAGGUUGUCAUAAUUCAAUAUGGUAAAAUGGCUUUUUCAACAAAAGCCCUGUCUCUUGAGCAAUGGCUAUGGUGCAUAUUCUUCGGAAUCGGUACACUAGUUUGGGGACAAUUAAUCACUUCAGUGCCUACACGAAAAUUACCUAAAAUUCUAUCCUGGGGACGCGGUCAUCCAGAGGAAUACACUGACGCUAUGAAUUUGGGUGAAGAACGCUUCGAUUCUAUUGACUCGGACAAAAAGCCGCGAGCUGGACAAAUUCUAUGGAUACGAGGCCUAACUCGUCUUCAAACUCAAAUUUCUGUACCGGUAAUAGGCGGCGAGUUGCAAGAACGGUUGAUUCCGGUUCCCUAUAGCAAGAGCAACACUGAUCAAGCUAUACGUGUGGUGAACGCCUUCCGACAAGGUCUUGACUCUCGUUAUGGUGAACACACCAACACUUCCUUGGCUGAGGUGCUGCGCAAACAGACAUCGUUGAGCAAACGCCUUUCGGAAACAUCUUCCAUUGAGUAUGCCGAUAAUAUACCAGAUGAGCUGACCAUACCCGAAAUUGAUGUAGAGCGGUUAUCGUCCCACAGCCAUACUGAAACUGCAGUCUAAAAGUCGUAUCAAGCAAUCUCUCAUGAACUCCCCAAACACCCAAACACCCACAUACUUACUAACCUAGAAAUUCUACCUAUAAUUAGAUACAUAUCUCAGUAAAAUUAAUAUAUGUGCAUUAUAUUUUAUUGAUUUUUUUUUUUACUUUACUAUUUUUAUUGAACAGGCAAUUGAUAAUGAUAUUUAAGACCAACAGCAUUUUGAAUUUAUUAAUUCUAAUUUAAUUUGAAAAUUUUCAUCAACGAAAAUUGAUAUUUGUGCAAAAGAAAGAUUUAUUAAAAAUAGAAACGAAAUUAAGAUUUACUUUCAACGUAUAAUUAAGUAUGAUAUUGAAUUUCAAUUUCAAUCGUCGAAGCAUCGAAUUUACUAAUGUGCAAGUGCCCUUAUGUCGAUAGCUGUCCAUUCUUUUUUUUCAAUCCCUUUUACCUUUGAAAUUGUCUUCCUCCUACGUAAACUUUUGAGGAAAAUGUACCUCAAAGAUCCUCUCUGGACUUAUGUCUGGCCAAUCUAAUGACGUGAUACUCUUCCACUCGACAAAUGAGAAUGCGUUGAAACAUGUAUCGAGACAUUAUCUUGUUCAAAUAUCCAGUCCGCAAAUUAGAUAAGAAUACUUUCAAGAAGAUCCGUAUAUAUUUGCGAAUCAACCCGGCUAGGUAUAUAAGCAUACCCAAGCAACUAAAAGCUGAUCAUACCCUGAGAGAGCCACAACCAAAGUUAGCCGGGAUGCCUUGGAUUGGCCAAAAUUUUUGAUUUCCAUCUGGACUAUCCAAAUUAAGCUUUUUUCAUUACUUAAGAUACAGUUUGGAACAAUAUUUUUCAAAAAUAAAGGGGCCUUCUAAUGCUGGGUUAACGUUUUGAAUGCGAACUUUGGCGUCACAUUUCAAGUGCAACUUCUUUCGGCAAAUCUGUUACACCCUUUGCAUAGUUAUUGGCAAUUUCAAUUGUCCCUUUAUCUGAUCGCAACUUAAAGUUUAACCCGUCAGAUAUAACGCUUAGGGCGCGCAUCAACUUUUGGAAGAUUAUUUAGGGUAUAUUUUUUAUGGUUUUUUUUAAUAAUUAGUAAAUAUAUUUCGGUGACGUUGGUUUUUUAUCGCUAUUCCAUCAACUUUCCAACCACACUUAAACAUUGUCUGACUCUGGCUCUUCUUAGAAUUAAUUCUGCAGGCAAAAUAAUGUAUAAUGCACAAAUAUCAACUUUCUAUCAAACCCGUGACAUUGUUUAUUUUGAAAAUAGUCAAAACAAUAAGGGGGAGUGGGAGUCAGACAAAACUGUACCAUCAACAUCAAUAACAAUGUUUGCGCAAAUAUCAAUUUUACUGAGGUACACAAUUGCUAUUCUACAUAAAAGUAUGGAUAUUCAAACAAUUUACUCAUAAAUACAAGGACACAUUCAAUACGUGCAUUAAUAUAUUUAUAACAAUUGGAAAAACGAAAAUUGAAAUUCUUUACAUUUAUUAUAAGAAAACGUAAGAAAAAUUAAGAUGUAUGUCGGUGGCAUAAAUAACAAGAAAUAAUAAAAAAAUCACCUUUAUUUCAGGUACUCUGUAUUCACUCAUCAGUUAUCCUCAAAUAUUAAUAUAAUUUUAGAAUUGCUAUUUCCAGUAGCAAUUAAACAAAGUGGCAACAUUAAUUAAUUGUGUUUUAAUAUGGGUUUACCCUCGUAUUAAAUACGAUAGAUAGAAAAAUCAAUCACACACAUUGACAACUCCUUAAGAACUUGGGAUAAGCUUAUACAUUAGUCUCUGCGCUAGUAUUUGUAAUUGCAUUGACUCCUUUAAUCGAAAAUCAUACAGACACAUAUAUGUACAUACAUAUGUAUGCCUACAUAUGCCUAUAAGAAAGGUCUUGUCUAAUAACAAGAUAUUAUAAUUACAACAUAUGUAUAACGAAUAAAUGAUUAAUUUCCAAUGUA
This is a messenger RNA of Drosophila albomicans, 5644 nucleotides long. It is a transcript of the gene PMCA, whose product is annotated as plasma membrane calcium-transporting ATPase 1. Gene Ontology annotation, biological process: regulation of cytosolic calcium ion concentration; calcium ion transmembrane transport. Gene Ontology annotation, cellular component: membrane; intracellular membrane-bounded organelle. The transcript is spliced from 18 exons. Lineage: Eukaryota; Metazoa; Arthropoda; Insecta; Diptera; Drosophilidae. Gene Ontology annotation, molecular function: ATP hydrolysis activity; ATP binding; P-type calcium transporter activity. The coding region runs from base 109 to 3732 and encodes 1207 amino acids. The record is from RefSeq and is a predicted model, not a curated record.